CUGGCGGACUCGGUCAUGCUGCGUGCGGUGAGCGCUCUGGGAGCGCGGCCCCCGUGUCGGCCGCCGGGCCUGCUGCUGCUGCCCGCGCGGGGCCGCAAGACCCGCCACGACCCGCCGGCCAAGUCCAAGGUCGGACGCGUGGCGACCCCGCCCGCAGUGGAUCCUGCAGAGUUCUUCGUGCUGACGGAGCGUUACCGGCAGUACCGCCAAACCGUGCGAGCCCUCAGGCUGGAGUUCGUGUCCGAGGUGCGGAAGAAGCAGCACGAGGCCCGGGCUGGGGUCCUGGCAGAGCGCAAAGCGCUGGAGGACGCCGCUGAGCACCGCGAGCUGAUGGCCUGGAACCAGGCGGAGAACCAGCGGCUGCACGAGCUGCGGAUAGCGAGGCUGCGGCAGGAGGCCCAGGAGCAGGAGCAGCGGCGGGCCGAGGAGAAGGCCCGCCAGGCCCGGGAGGCGCAGGCCUGGGCGCAGCUCAAGGAACAGGAAGUGCUGCAGCUGCAGGAGGAGGCAAAAAACUUCAUCACCCGAGAGAACCUGCAGGCACGGGUGGAAGAAGCACUGGACUCACCGAAGAGCUACAACUGGGCCAUCACCAGAGAGGGGCUGGUGGUCAGGCCGAAGCACUAGGGCUGCUGAAGGCCCAGUAAAGACAGUGCCCAUCCAGGGACCAUGUGUGUAAGGGGGUAGGAGGGCUGGGCCUGAUCUGGAAUAAAGCAGUUGGUGUUUCCUGUGAAGAAGGAGUCUCAACCUAUUGCAGUGCAGCCCUUGCGUUCUGACCUCUGCACCCACCACAUGGUCAGAAACUCCCACAUACAGUGCCCUGAUCUGCACCCAUGUACAACUCUCAGCACAGCGCCAGACCUCAGAGGUUUCCGUGUCACAGAGGAGCAGAUUGGGCCGUAGUCCCCUUGGGCAUCCAGGUCAUCUGAGUGUCAUCGAGGCCAGUGGUUGGCAAAUUACAGUCCUUGGGCCAAAUCUGGCUUGCUGCCUGUUUUUGUAAAUAAAGUUUAUUGGAACACA
Molecule: messenger RNA, 1017 nt
Organism: Diceros bicornis minor
Lineage: Eukaryota; Metazoa; Chordata; Mammalia; Perissodactyla; Rhinocerotidae
Gene: MRPS26
Product: mitochondrial ribosomal protein S26
Exons: 4
Coding region: 16-624 (202 amino acids)
Cellular component (GO): mitochondrial small ribosomal subunit
Source: RefSeq, a predicted model, not a curated record